Thalassophryne amazonica is the source of this 664-nucleotide messenger RNA. RefSeq names its product PRA1 domain family, member 2 (gene praf2). The transcript has 3 exons. NCBI's taxonomy places the organism in Eukaryota, Metazoa, Chordata, Actinopteri, Batrachoidiformes, Batrachoididae. Gene Ontology annotation, cellular component: membrane. The record is from RefSeq and is a predicted model, not a curated record. Bases 20 to 550 code for a protein of 176 amino acids.
UUCUUGUCGUUUGGGAAAGAUGUCGGCUGUGCAGCCUCCACCUCUCCGGAGCCUGGAUGAUUUUAUCCGGAGUUCGGCCCGGUUCGCUGUGCCCGACGUGCGCGACCUGGACCGCUGGAACAACCGGAUCAUCACCAACUGGUUGUACUCAGACCAACUAUUUAGUGACGGCGGCGGGAAUCCUGCUGCUGUGGGGUAUCUUCAACCCUUUCAGUUGAUUGUUGGGGCGGCGGUGGUCACCAUAUUGUUCCUGGGCUUUGUCUGGGCUGCCGAGAACCAAGCUCCCAUUCGUCGUUUCCGUAGAAAUCAUCCGUCCAUCUGUGUGUUAGCCAUUCUUUCUGCUAGCUACAUCUUCUUGUCUGUGCUGGGAAGCGUGGCCACCUUCUUGUUUGGGAUUGCCUUUCCCAUACUGAUGAUGCUCAUCCAUGCGUCGUUCAGGCUGCGCAAUCUGAAGAACAAGAUGGAGAACAAACUGGGAGCAUCGCCUGAAGAGGACGCCAUGGGACUCCUGCUGGAGGCCCUGGGCCAGGAACAGGAGGCCGGAUCCUAGAGCAGGGAGCAGGCAGAGGUGCUCAGGAGAGGAGGAAGAAUGGAGACAUAUGUGGUGAUGACAUUAAUUAAGGAACGUUCGAAAAAAUCAGUUAAAUAUCUGCAAUGAAGGAAG